AUGCAAGCAACUAGGUUAAUCAAUCAGUUUAAGUUGAGCAUAAAUACCACCGUGCCGCGCCCUCUAGACUACUUGACCAUUAAUUCCUAUCCCUUCGAUGUAAACAUCUUGUCAGCAACCAUAUGCCGACUUGACCCCAGCUUAAACACGUCCGUUGAAACCCGCCAGCCUGAGAGGUGGUCUAUCCAGAUAAAGAACAAACGCAUCACGGCAAUUGACGAGGGAGGAUUUACUCUGAUAAAGAGUGGAGGGAAAAAGACUGAAAAGUCGGUCGUCUUGAUAGAGGCGAAAAGGCGGCUCGAUGUAUGUACCAACCAGCCAUUUGUGUCCGAUGAGCGACUGGGGCAAAUCACAUCCGAGGCUAUUGCCGCACGAUCUUCCCGCGAAGUAGAUAAUGAGCGCGAGGAUAUUUUUAUUUAUAUGUGCUUCUUCCACUUUAUUAUCACGGUAGACUAUCUCGAGGAUGUUAACCAUGGGAGAAUCCCAACUAAAGCUGCAAAAGUCACGGCAACACGUUGGUUUAAUUUAGAACGCCCUCUUGAUAGAAAGUGUGCUGUUAAGAAUGUACUACACCUGGCGGAGUACAUGGGACAAACGGAGGGGAAAGAAGACGAAGAAGAAGCGUCGGCUUUGCCCGACCUAUGA
Molecule: messenger RNA, 645 nt
Organism: Fusarium fujikuroi IMI 58289
Lineage: Eukaryota; Fungi; Ascomycota; Sordariomycetes; Hypocreales; Nectriaceae
Exons: 3
Coding region: 1-645 (214 amino acids)
Source: RefSeq, a predicted model, not a curated record